GCGGUGGCAGAGGCGGAAAGCGGCGGCGGGGCAAGAUGGCGGCGCCCAGGGAGGCGGCUGUGGCGCAGCGAAUCGACCCCGCGCGGGAGCCGGGGCUGAGCCCGGAGCAGCGCCGCUUCAUGGCGCAGGUGGAGCUCGCCCAGCGCCAGCGAGCCUUACAGAAACGGCUCCGAGGCCGCAACGUGCUGCUGGCGCUGGGCAUCGGCGCCGUGACGGCGGGGAUCUACGGCUACACCUUCUACUCGGUGUCUCAGGAGCGCUUCCUGGACGAGCUGGAGCUGGAGGCGGAGGCGGCGCGGGCCCGGGCCUCGCAACGGGAGCGGAGCGCGGCCACCUGAGGGCGGCCCGGCCCCGGACACGGCGUGAGGCGGCGGGGGGAGCGGCCCCGGGCCGGGCACGGAGCGGCCUCGGUGGGCCCAGCGCGGCCUGCGGGGUCCCGGCGGUUUCCUCACGGUUCCCCUGCGGUUCCCCUGCGGGCAGGGUGCUGCCCCCCGCCCUCAUCUCCCCCCCGUGUCCCACCGGGAACGGGAAUGGGACCGGGACCGGGCGGGGGGCGCGCUCUGGGGUGGGCAGGGGGCUCUGCCGGCCGGCCCUAAUGUAAUAAACGCCUCGUGACUGGA
Molecule: messenger RNA, 620 nt
Organism: Anas platyrhynchos (mallard)
Lineage: Eukaryota; Metazoa; Chordata; Aves; Anseriformes; Anatidae
Gene: COA3
Product: cytochrome c oxidase assembly factor 3
Biological process (GO): mitochondrial respiratory chain complex IV assembly
Cellular component (GO): mitochondrial inner membrane
Source: RefSeq, a predicted model, not a curated record